AUGGCCGCCACGAGCGCCGCCCCUCUCUCUCCCGUCGGGGGACCCGCCGGCGGCGGCGCCUCCGUGCGGGACGCUAUCGACAUACUGCUGUACGAGGACAACCAGGGGCAGCGGAAGCGCAGGCUGGUGCUGGAGCUUAACACCCUCGUGCAGAGCGCCGAGUUUGGCGAGCAGUUCCUUGAGGAGGAUGGGCUGAACAUCCUCCUGCACCAGAUUAAGACGGCGAGUGGCAACCUGCAGGCGGCGAUGCUGAGCGUCCUGCGCAACCUCCUCGUGUACGUGAACGCGGUGGAGCAAAUAGCCGAAACCCCUGAGCUCGUGGAGCGCAUUUACGGCCUGCUGGUGCCGCCCCCCGACGGCGGGCUGGUGCCGCUGAACAUUGCGAAGCCCACGCUCGAGACCCUCAUUGUGAUUUGCGGCAUGGUGGAGGGCGGCCACAAGAUGAUCAACCAGGCGGCAAAGAAGCGCAUCGGUGUGGGGGUGCUUCCCUACGCCCCGCUUGUCCCACUCUUGAGCGGCGACGACCUCCUUGCGACGCACAAGACGCUGCUCUUUAUGAACAUUCUUCUCAAGAAGAAGAAGGAGGCGUCCGAGCUGAAGGCGAAGAAGCUCGUUUUCCGCUGGAAGGAGUGCGGCAUCGUGUCGCUGCUGAAGCGCCUGACCGCGAUUGAGGACGUCGACGUGGCGAAGCAGCUGGCCAGCUUCCAGCGCCUCUCCGCCUACACCAUCCCGCGCAGCUGGGAGGAGGCGGGCAAGUACCGACGGCAGUACGAGGAGGCAAAGCGCAAGUGCGACGCCGCCAUGGACGCCCUGUACGUCUUCCAGCAGCAGCAGGCAAAAGUGCGCUUGCUGAAGCAGGAGCUCGAGCGCGCGCAGGAGACGGUGCGUGCCAUGAGCCUCCUCACGCAGCACACCUCCGCCAACUACCACCCGGCGCGCCGCUUCCGCGCAGGCGGCGGGUUGCACCUCGAGCGUAUGGCGUCCGGCAGGAUGGAGCCCAUCGACGUCGCCGCCGCGCAGCGCGACAUCGGCGCCGCACGCACGGCGUUGUUGGAGAAGUUUGUCACCGCCAGCGACAUCCGCCCUGCGCUGUCGCGGAUGUUCAGUGCCCGGCCGAACGCCGACGCCGACGAACCCCCCGCGCCCCCCGACGAGGACGACGAGGACGACAUGCUGCCGCCGCCGAGUGACGAGAGCGACGCCCCGCCGCCCGAAGACGACGACGGCGACGAAACGGCUGAAAACAGUGCGGCGCAGCGGCCCAUUGCGCCCAACGGCGGGAAGGCACCACCACCACCACCACCACCACCACCACCGCCGCAGCCGCCGCCGCCGCCGCCACAAACUCCACCUGCAGAAGGGAAAAAAAGUGCGCCGCCGCCGCCACCGCCGCCUCCACCCGCAGGCGGGAGAAAAGGGGCGCCACCGCCGCCGCCGCCGCCGCCGCUCCUGGGGGCAAAGAAGGCGCCUGGUGGAAGACCCGCUGCUUCUGGACCUGCCGCACCAACAGCAUCCGUGGCGCCGUCGCGAGUCUUCUUCAAGGGUCCCGCGCCGACAAAGCGAAUGAAACCGCUGCACUGGGAAAAAAUUGCCAUUCCCGACAACGUGGAGUCCGUGUGGUCUCUGCUCAACGCAGGCACGCUGUACGACACCAGCUUUGACUACACAGAGUUUGAGCAGCUCUUCUCGCAGAAGGAGGUGGAGGCCAAACCUGUCGCCCCGCCAAAGCCCCAGAAGGUUCUUCUCUUGCGGGAGGAGUUGCAUCGCAACCUUUCCAUUGUGCUUCAUAAGCUUCCAAGUAUUCCCAACGUGCAGCGUGCCUUGCUUGACUUGGACGCGAGUGUGCUUUCGCGUGAGAUGCUGACUGCCAUGCUGGCGCAGGCCCCGACGAAUGAGGUGCGCGCGGAGUUUCUCAAAAACGCCAACAAGAAACCCGAAGAGGAGUAUGAGCCGCAGGAAAAGUACAUGGCAAUGAUGACUACCAUGCCGGAGUUUAAGCGCCGCGUCUCUGCGUGGCUCUUUUCAAUGGAAUGGGAAGAGAGUCGUCAGGCGGUAUUGAAACCAAUGCAUCGCCUGCAGGACAGUAUGGCGGCUGUCCUGAGCAGUAAGCACCUGCCGUACUAUCUUGGUCUGCUGCUAAGUUUUGGUAAUAUGAUGAAUUACGGAGAUGCACGCAGAGGCAAUGCCGGUGCAGUGAAUCUAAACCUCCUAGAUAAACUGGAGUUGACGAAGGACAACAAGGGGAAGUCGUCACUCUUUACGUACCUUGUUGGCACCGUGAAGUUGCGUCACCCGGAGGCACUGCACCUUAUUGAUGAGAUGAAACCCGUAUUAACCGCAAGUGUGAUGCAAAUCAGUUGGGGAGACGUGGAGAUGGCCAUGCAGGAGGCGGAGAAGGCGGUGCAGAUGUUCCAGAACCACUGCACCUCUGUGAAGAAGAAACUGGUUGAGCUGGGCACGGAUGCGGAGGACCCGUUUAUUCCCUUUGCUGUGGAGUUCACAAUGCGGGUGACGGGGGAGUUACAAGAGCUAAAGCAGCACUACAGCCGUCUUGAUAGCACAAGAAUAAACUUUCUACGGUACUUUGGGAUAGUUGAUGCGAAGAAGAGGCCGGAGGAUAUCUUUUCUCAGCUUGUUCCGUUCGUUGAACGCCUCCGCAGGUCGGUGCAGGACAUGGUCAAGAAGGAGCGCCGCAGUGCGAAGAAGGGGCAAAAGCUGGGGGACGGAGAGUUUGCCCACGUGGUGGCAAAACUGCAGGAGCAGUUGGCACUCUGA
This is a messenger RNA of Trypanosoma conorhini, 2775 nucleotides long. Its product is annotated as formin like proteiny 2 (FH2) domain protein. The record is from RefSeq and is a predicted model, not a curated record. Gene Ontology annotation, cellular component: cytoskeleton; cytoplasm. Lineage: Eukaryota; Euglenozoa; Kinetoplastea; Trypanosomatida; Trypanosomatidae. Gene Ontology annotation, biological process: cortical actin cytoskeleton organization; actin filament network formation. The transcript has a single exon. Gene Ontology annotation, molecular function: actin filament binding. Bases 1 to 2775 code for a protein of 924 amino acids.